Molecule: messenger RNA, 2783 nt
Organism: Aspergillus homomorphus CBS 101889
Lineage: Eukaryota; Fungi; Ascomycota; Eurotiomycetes; Eurotiales; Aspergillaceae
Gene: glpV
Product: glycogen phosphorylase
Exons: 8
Coding region: 1-2643 (880 amino acids)
Biological process (GO): glycogen catabolic process
Cellular component (GO): cytoplasm
Molecular function (GO): glycogen phosphorylase activity; pyridoxal phosphate binding
Source: RefSeq, a predicted model, not a curated record
AUGGCUGCCGAAGGUCGCCGCGAAAGGAAACCCUCUGUGGGAGCUCCCGUCUCCGAGCUUCAGGGCCCCGUUGGCCCCAGCUUCAGCCGCCCCAAGCACAGACGUACUUUCACCGGUUUUGGCCCAGCUGAGAUCAAGAGUGUCGAAGCUAGCAUUCCCGAGCACCUGAGAGAGGCGUGGAAGAAACACUCCGUCAACGGCUUUACCAACAAAGAGGAGUUUGAAAGUGAAUUGGUUCGCCACAUUGAGACCACAUUGGCUCGCUCGCUAUACAAUUGCGAUGAAUUGGCUGCGUACUCUGGAACGGCGCUAGCCUUCAGAGAUCGCUUGAUCAUCGAAUGGAAUAAAACCCAGCAACGUCAAGCUUCUGCAGACCAGAAGCGAGUUUACUAUCUUUCGCUGGAGUUUCUAAUGGGCAGGGCAUUGGAUAAUGCAAUGCUCAACGUUGGUCUGAAGGAUGCUGCAAGAGAGGGUCUGAAGGACCUUGGCUUCCGUAUCGAAGAUGUUAUCAGUCAGGAACAUGACGCUGCCUUAGGUAACGGAGGCCUGGGACGUUUGGCUGCUUGUUUCCUUGACAGCAUGGCCACACUCAACUAUCCCGCGUGGGGCUACGGUUUACGCUAUCGAUAUGGUAUUUUCAAACAAGAGAUUGUGGAUGGCUAUCAGAUGGAGGUCCCUGACUACUGGCUCGAUUUCAACCCUUGGGAGUUCCCUCGCCAUGAAAUCACGGUCAACAUCCAAUUCUAUGGUUGGGUUCGGAAGUAUCAAGACGAAAACGGCAAAACCAUAAACUCAUGGCAGGACGGCGAGACUGUCCAAGCAGUGGCAUACGAUGUUCCCGUCCCCGGAUACGGCACCCGCACGACGAACAACCUACGUCUGUGGUCCGCCAAGGCUUCUAGCGGAGAGUUCAAUUUCCAGAAGUUCAAUGCAGGCGACUAUGAGAGCGCCGUCGCGGAACAGCAACGCGCAGAAACUAUUUCUGCGGUGCUGUAUCCGAACGACAGCUUGGACCGCGGCAAGGAGCUUCGAUUGAAGCAGCAGUACUUCUGGUGUGCUGCUUCCUUGUUUGACAUUGUUCGACGAUUCAAGAAGACAAAGAGAGCUUGGAGCGAGUUUCCCGACCAGGUGGCCAUUCAGCUCAAUGACACACAUCCGACACUGGCCAUUGUUGAGUUGCAGCGCAUUCUGAUCGACCAGGAAGGUCUGGAAUGGGACGAGGCUUGGGGAAUUGUGACGAAGACAUUUGGUUACACCAACCAUACCGUCUUGCCUGAGGCUUUGGAGAAAUGGUCUGUCCCGCUGGUACAGAGCCUCUUGCCCCGGCAUCUGCAAAUUAUCUUCGACAUCAAUCUAUACUUCUUGCAGUUCGUGGAGAAGAACUUCCCCGAGGAUAGAGACAUGCUGUCUCGCGUGUCGAUCAUCGAGGAGUCGCACCCGAAGAUGGUGAGAAUGGCUUAUAUCGCUAUCAUUGGAUCUCACAAAGUGAACGGAGUCGCAGAGCUGCAUUCAGACCUUCUGCGAACCACUCUCUUCAAAGACUUUGUGACCAUCUACGGCCCAGACAAGUUCACCAAUGUCACCAAUGGUGUAACCCCCCGUCGUUGGCUUCACCAGGCGAACCCCCGCCUUUCCGACUUGAUAGCUUCUAGAUUGGGAGGCUACGGAUUCUUGACCGACCUGACUCUUCUGGAUCGGUUGGAGGCAUUUGCUGAUGAUAAGGCCUUCCAGAAAGAGUGGGCAGAGAUCAAGACUGCCAAUAAACUUCGUUUGGCGAAGCACAUCAAGGAGGCCACUGGCUAUAGCGUAAACCCGAAUGCUUUGUUUGACAUUCAAGUGAAGCGUAUCCAUGAGUACAAGAGACAGCAGCUCAACAUCUUCGGGGUCAUUCACCGAUACUUGAAGAUCAAGUCGUUGUCCGCCGAGGAAAAGAAGAAAGUCUUGCCGCGGGUGUCAAUCUUUGGUGGCAAGGCCGCUCCAGGCUAUUGGAUGGCCAAGACGAUUAUCCACUUGAUCAACAAGGUCGCCUCUGUCGUCAACACCGACCCUGAUGUUGGCGAUCUUCUGAAAGUCAUUUUCGUCGAGGAUUACAAUGUCAGCAAGGCCGAAAUCAUCUGUCCCGCUUCGGAUAUCAGCGAGCACAUCUCUACGGCGGGUACUGAAGGAAGUGGAACCAGCAACAUGAAGUUUGUGAUGAACGGAGGCCUGAUCAUCGGUACUUGCGAUGGAGCCAAUAUUGAGAUCACCCGAGAGAUCGGCGAGCAGAACAUCUUCUUGUUCGGCAACCUUGCCGAAGAUGUGGAGGAGCUCCGCCAUCGCCACCUGUACGGGGAUUUCCAGCUCGACCCGCACCUGGCCAAGGUCUUCGACGCGAUCCGUGGCGGUAUGUUCGGCGACGUGAACAGUUUCUCGGCGCUGCUGGCCUCGAUCAUCGAGCACGGAGACUACUACCUCGUCUCCGACGACUUCAACUCCUACAUCACCACACAGGAUCUGGUGGACGAGUCGUUCCGCAACCGCGAAGAAUGGAUCUCCAAAUCCAUCGUCAGCGUGGCUCGCAUGGGCUUCUUCUCCACCGAUCGCGUCAUCAGCGAAUAUGCGGAGAGUAUCUGGAACAUCGAGCCUCUGGUCGUGAAGGAUUAAUGAGAGGGUCCCAUCGUACAGUACAGUCUCUAGCAUGGUGACCGGAUCUUAGGGAUGGGCAAGAGAGAGAGAGAGAGAGAGUGAGAGUGAGGGAGCUUUGUAUCUGCUUAGUUUGCUCAUUGCAGAGUGUCAAUACAGCC